This is a messenger RNA of Debaryomyces hansenii CBS767, 1452 nucleotides long. Its product is annotated as sugar phosphate isomerase/epimerase family protein. Lineage: Eukaryota; Fungi; Ascomycota; Pichiomycetes; Serinales; Debaryomycetaceae. The transcript has a single exon. The coding region runs from base 1 to 1452 and encodes 483 amino acids. The record is from RefSeq and is a predicted model, not a curated record.
AUGGCUGAUUAUAUGGAAUGCCAGCAGAUACCCACGCCUGGAACGAGUAUACCCUCGACUCCCACAGAAAGUAAAGCAAGCUUAAGUUUAGACCAACUUGAUACCCAAAUAAUUAACGCAACAGUUAAUGAUGACUUGUCUAAUGAUGGACCAAAUAGUUUGCAAACCUUAAAGAAUGCCGUUCCAUAUAAAACAUCGAUGGCUACCAUAACUUUUAACGGAACCAUUUGGGAAAAGGUCGAUGCUGUUGCUAGUGCAGGUUUCGAUGGAAUUGAGAUCAUGGCUCCAGAUUUGGAUGAGACAACCCCCGAAGAGUUGUAUCAAUACUGUCAAUCCAAAAACCUUGAAAUCAUCGUAUUACAACCAUUUAGGGACUUGGAGGGGUAUGAUGAUGAAUCUAAAUUCCAGAGCAAGCUUGAGGAGUUAGAAAAAACCUUCAAAGUGAUGCAGGUGCUCCACACAGACCUCAUGAUGUGUUGUGCUAAUUGCUUACCUGAGUCUGAAAUUUCGCUGGAUGAAUCUACGAUCAUCAAACAAUUGAGAGUAGCAGCAGACCUAGCUGCAAAAUACAACAUACGUAUUGCUUACGAAAACUUGAGCUGGGCAACCCACAUUUAUACAUUGGAUAAAUUGUGCCAUAUCGUGAGAGAGGUUGACAGGCCAAACUUUGGGUUAUGCUUGGAUACCUUCCACAUUAACAUUCAUAACUCGUCGCUUGACGUCAUUGAUAACAUGGGCGAUAAAAUCUUCUUUGUUCAAUUCUGCGACGCUCCUAUUCUUAAGCUAAACACAAUAAUAGAAUACGCCAGAAACUACAGGGUCUUCCCUGGUCAAGGUGAGUAUUCCAACAUAGUGGAGAUGCUUUCAAGGAUUCACAAUGGCGGAUACAAAGGAUAUUUAUCGUUGGAAGUGUUUAAUGCAUCGUUCAGAGAGAGCACGAGCUACUGUAAGCCUGUCGCUGAUGAUGCCUUGAGAGGAUUACUAUACUUACAAGGACUCUUCUGCGAUCAAUAUUUGGAUAAACAUAUAUUCCCAAGCUUGAAAGUCGACUAUGCCAUCCUCAAUACCCCCGUUACAUCGGUAUCUACUGAUCGUCCAUUUUCAUGGACCGAUUUAACCUUACACAUGGAUCAAUCAUCGCAGGCCAUUUUCAAGCUCAACUGCGAAAAUCUAGGGUAUGCUAAGUACUUCAACUCCCAGACAUUAUCCUCUGACCUGGCCGCUUCAAUGUUGACCCCAACACAAUCACCAGCUAUUUCCAGAAUCAUAUUAAAGGUCAACAAUAGACUAGAGUACAAUAGACAAUACUUAUUUAUAAGGUCGGUUUUUGGCAUGUCCCAUAUACAGAAUGACCCUUACAAUACUGCUACUGACUUUGGCCUCCCCAAUCUGUCAACUUUUGGUUACUCCUCUGGCGGCUUAAUCAUUACAUUGACACUUAACCAAGAAUAA